AUGGAACCCCUCCCACCGCUGCCUAAAGUCCGGUUAUCAUCUAUUCAUCGUUUAAAUUGUUUGAUUCACCUCUGCAUCUUUAAAGUCCUCGCAAUUCUUUAUUUCACUUACCGCAGAAUCUACAAUUCUACACCAGCGUCACGGCCUACAUUCGUUAAAUGCUAUCCCUGCCGGCCGAGUCUGGAAUGCCGCUUCUUCAUUCCGCCAACGUAUAAAAGUGGACAGGAGUUAGCCUUGUACUUCGAUAUCCACAGUGGAGGGUUUGCUUUCUGCGAUGCAACUGUGGAUGAUGAGUUCUGUUCUUCUUGGGCCGCGCGGACAGGGAUGAUGGUCGCGAGCUUAAAUUACCGCAAGGCUCCACUGUAUCCGUUCCCGACUCCAACCUAUGACCUCGCUAGCGUCAUGAAGGCGGUGCUUAGCGAUGAGGCUCUGCCUAUUGAUCAAUCGCGCGUGGUUGUAGGUGGAUUCAGUGCCGGUGGGAACCUUGCAUUGUCGGUGUCCCAAUUGCCUGGUUUCAGGGGAAUUGUCAAAGCAAUCAUCUCCUACUACCCCAUUCUCGAUUUCGGUCAGCCACCUAAUGAGAAGUUGGAUUUAAGGCCGUGUCAAGAUGGACCGAGGGAUAGCCUGGAAAAGUCCUCUUGGUGGCUGGACUGGGGAUAUGUCUCGGUUGGCCAGGAUAGACGCGAUCCCCUGCUAAGUCCCUACUACGCAAAGAAAGAGAAUCUUCCGGCGAAUAUCUACAUGGUCGGUGCGGAGUGGGAUAUGUUGCGCCUGGAAGCUCAAGAGAUGAUCCAUAAUCUGGCGGGUCUUGAGAGCAAGGAGGAUCAUGAAGAGGCGUUUGAGGAGGGGGGUUACAAGUGGACUCUUGCUUUGGGAUGCCCUCAUGGCUUCACUCAUCCUAACAGAAGACGCUAUUCAGAGGCGAGUAGGUUAAAACGCGAGGCUGAUGUGAUCUACGCGGAAGCGUAUCAUUGGUUGAAGAAAAGGGCCCUCGCGUAA
Molecule: messenger RNA, 999 nt
Organism: Penicillium longicatenatum
Lineage: Eukaryota; Fungi; Ascomycota; Eurotiomycetes; Eurotiales; Aspergillaceae
Exons: 1
Coding region: 1-999 (332 amino acids)
Molecular function (GO): hydrolase activity
Source: RefSeq, a predicted model, not a curated record